AGAGGAACCUGCGAUGGAGAAGAAAGGCAGAUUCAUAAAGCCGGCCGUGGCCUCGAGCCCCCAGCCGCCGUCGGCGCCUCGGAAGGAAAGGAGGCUGAGCAUGUUCGAGAAAGAGGCAUAUGCGCAGAUCUUAAAGGAGAGACUUCGAGACUCGAUUCAAGAUGUGCAGUACGUAGAGCCUCCCUUCGACGACUCGAUCGUCGACAUAGGCAAGGAGUGGAAGAGUGCCCUGGCGAAGCUCAAGUUCGCCAACUCGUACAGAAUGGAGCCGCUGAAGAAGUUCCAGGCCCACACCGUGGAGGUGAAAGUCCAGCAGAUAUUAACGGACACCCUUAAAGAUGUGAAAUAUGAUCAGAAGGUCUUCUCUCAUUUGUCACUUGAAUUGGCAGACCGCAUAUUGUCAACCGUCAAGGAAUUUGGGUUCAGCCGUUACAAGUUCAUUAUAAAAACAUUAUUUAUUCAAAAGACCGGCCAGGCAAUAAAUGUUGUCAGCAGAGGCAUCUGGGACGUUGCUUGGGACAGCUGGGUUGCAGCCAAACAUGAAGCCGAGAGUUACGUUGCGUUGGCCUUGGUAUUUGCUCUUUAUUGUGAAUAG
Molecule: messenger RNA, 595 nt
Organism: Echinops telfairi (small Madagascar hedgehog)
Lineage: Eukaryota; Metazoa; Chordata; Mammalia; Afrosoricida; Tenrecidae
Gene: DYNLT2
Product: dynein light chain Tctex-type 2
Exons: 4
Coding region: 14-595 (193 amino acids)
Biological process (GO): microtubule-based movement
Cellular component (GO): cytoplasm; cytoplasmic dynein complex
Molecular function (GO): dynein intermediate chain binding
Source: RefSeq, a predicted model, not a curated record